Molecule: messenger RNA, 663 nt
Organism: Vicia faba (fava bean)
Lineage: Eukaryota; Viridiplantae; Streptophyta; Magnoliopsida; Fabales; Fabaceae
Source: the annotation of a GenBank genome assembly
AUAACUCUAUAUGUUUCCAAGCUGAAAUCCGUUGGCAGAGAUUUUCCUUUAGAAAAACUUGUUACACUAAGAGAGACACAACGUUUAUGUCGUCUUUCUGAUGAGCUUGCGGAGAAUCUUGUUUGUGCUAUUUCGAAAGAUAUUGACUCCGUUGUUUCUAUUGAAGCUAAAAAUGACGAGGAAAAGAUUGUGGAUGGACAAGGUCUUCGAAUCAGAGUAGAUUGUGAUGGAUACUCUACUGCUAGUUCAAUUGAUUCUAAUGCCAUGUGGCAGUGUUCGCGAGAGAGUUUGGAGAAUGAGCAAUUUGAGAAGGUAAGUGUUGCCUUAAAUGAAUUUGAAUAUGAUGAGAUGAAACUUGAUAGGACUGAUGAAAUUAGGGUUGAGUUUAUUGAGACCGAUGAUGUAAUGCAAAGGAAGUUGGAAGUUGUUAACAACACGGAGACCUCUGAUAUGGUUGAAGAAACUUCUAAUGCAGGUAGAUUAUUGGAGUUCAAUGCUGAGGGUUUCAUUGACAGCAUGAUGCUGGAGCAGAAUACUAGUGUUGACUGUUUAGGAGAACAUAAUCCCCGAACAUGUGAGUCUCUAUUGGAUGCCUUUGCUGCGGAAUCAGAUUUGGAGUUGAAGCCUUGUUCCUCUUCUCCACCACCACCAAAGCCAGCCUAA